This is a messenger RNA of Helianthus annuus (common sunflower), 865 nucleotides long. RefSeq lists its product as uncharacterized. NCBI's taxonomy places the organism in Eukaryota, Viridiplantae, Streptophyta, Magnoliopsida, Asterales, Asteraceae. The transcript is spliced from 2 exons. Bases 95 to 568 code for a protein of 157 amino acids. The record is from RefSeq and is a predicted model, not a curated record.
UUUUUAAAAGAGUACUAUAAAAACCAUCAAACACCACCUCUUUUCUGAUCGCCCACUACAACCUUUUCUCCUCUUUAAGCCUACUGGUUAAUUCAUGGAUCCUAUGGAUAUCGACAGCUUGCUUACCAAAGAAGGUGAUGAAACUUCUUCAAGCCAUCGUGUAACUUCUUCACUAAUGCUUCCCAAUUGGCGCGAUGAUUUCUUGACAAAAACGGUUUAUCAUACUAUGGCAGAAGUCAAUGAAACUGAUCAAACCCCAAACCUAGGCGAUUCAACAGCAUCAUCCCAACCAAAGCCUGAACAAAUCACCACUAUCAAUGUUGCGGUCCCCAUCCCCGAUGUGGGACCGCAACUUCAAGUUGUGGUGGAUGAGUUUAUUCUAAAAAACGGCUCGAGCGAUGAGGAAGUGCGUACAGCCGCGAGGAAUGAUCUGAGAUAUUUUAUUGAGCGCGAAGAGAUAGGGAUUACGACGUUGUUGGUUGUGGUUAAGUAUGCUCAUGAGGUUAAGAAUGCUGAUUUGUUGGAUGCUUUUUGUGAAAGGGUGGCGGAUUUGAUCAAGGACAAGUAGGUGGUGGAGGUUAGAGAGAUUUUUGGUAUAGUUAAUGAUUUUACACCGGAGGAAGAACAGGCCCUUCGUGAUGAGUAUCCUUGGGCUUUUGAAGAUUAAAGUUUUGGUUGAAUGUUGGUGGUUUAAUUAUAGCUUUUUUGGUUGUUAUGAAAAUAUUAGGGUUUAUGUGUUUUUACUAUUUAUUGGGUUUGAUUUACUCUUUUCUUGAUGAACAUCUAUGGGGUUUUGAAGAUUAAGGUUUUGGUUGAAUGCAUGUUAGUUUAGCUUUAUUGGUUAUUAUGAAAUUAUGAAAUAUUA